AUGCGUCGUGCCGCCCUCCAGACGUGCCGCGCCGUGCGCCGCCCGGGCCUUCGCAGAGGUGUCCGCACCCCGGGCUUCGUCAGCUCGCGUGCUUACAACAACCACCGCCAGCGGUCCGGCCACCAAAUCCUCCAAUCCUCGAUGCAAUUCCGCGGCCUCGGCUACGCCCUCGUGUCGACCGCAGUCGCUACUGGCGCCUGGCUCGCCUAUCGCGGUGACGGCGAUCCCCUACACGGUGGCUCACCUGUCGCCUCGGUGUCCGUUCCCGGACAGCAGACCAGAGGUCUGAGUGCGUCAAGCGUCUACACCAACGCCGCAAGCACCCACGGCCCAACCUCCGACAAGGCUCCUGACGGAGGCAACAAGGUCCUGGUCAUCCACGAGGGUCAGGUCUUCACCGGCACCUUGCCGGCCGACGCGCCUUUGUCCAAAGAGACGGACGACUACGGCCGCAAGGUCGUCGAGAUGCUGACGCCGGAACAAGCAACGCAGAAGCUGAGGAGGAAUGAGGAGUCCUGGCUGGUUGGCCGGGGCAAAGGAGUGGUUCGCUACGACGUCGUGCAGAUCCCCAGCAACGAUCCCAUCGAGGAUGAUCAUGCCGAGAAGAUCAUUGAAGUGCCCCAAAGCGUUGCUUCGACCGACGAUGGCUCCUCCAACAGCGAUUGGAUGUUCUGGGGUGUUUUCGACGGCCACAGUGGCUGGAUCACCUCGGCGAAACUGCGCAACUCGCUCAUCUCUUUCGUUGCUCGUGAGCUUAACGCUACGUACAAGUCGGCCCUGGCGGAUCCCUCUGUGAAGCUUCCCACUGCGGAAUCGAUCGAUAAAGCGAUCAAGACUGGUUUCCUGCGCCUGGACCACGAGAUUGUCCACGAGUCCGUGCAGAAGGUCAUGAAGGCGCAAUCGAAGCGGGUAGCUGCCGAGUUGCUUGCUCCCGCCCUAGCGGGCUCGUGUGGUCUGCUUUCUUUCUACGACAGCAACUCGAAACUCCUGAGGGUAGCGUGUACCGGAGAUUCUCGUGCUGUCCUCGGGCGGAGAGGCUCGAACGGCAAGUGGACAGCCACUCCCUUGUCCGUGGACCAGACUGGCGGUACCGAGGAAGAAGCAGCCCGCCUACGGAGGGAGCACCCUGGUGAGCCCGAUGUGACCAGAAACGGUCGCAUCUUGGGUGGCCUUGAGCCCUCGAGGGCAUUCGGUGACGCGGUUUACAAGUGGAGCAUCGAGACUCAGAGGAAGAUCAAGGAAUUCUACUUCGGGCGGUCCUCCCCCGCGUUGCUCAAGACCCCGCCGUAUGUCACGGCUGAGCCCGUCGUCACUACGACCAAAGUCCAGCCUGAAAAGGGAGACUUUGUGGUGAUGGCUACGGACGGUCUGUGGGAGAUGCUGACCAACGAGGAAGUUGUCGGCCUUGUCGGCCAGUGGCUGGAAUCCCAGGCUGAGGGUAAGAACGGCCAAAGCAACACGAACGCGUGGCUCAAGAGCUGGUUCAGCCAGCAGAAGGGCCUACCGAUCGAGAAGGACGGUCUUCAACAGGACAUGAGUGGCCAGCGGGCCCCUAUCAGGCAGAGACAGUGGGGCGUGACGGGCUCUGAGACCGAGAGGUUUAUCGUUGAAGAUAAGAACGCCGCGACGCAUCUUGUGCGCAACGCUCUUGGUGGAAAGAACCAGGAUCAGCUUUGUGCGUUGCUGACGCUGCCAAGUCCCUUCUCCCGCCGCUACAGGGAUGACCUCACGGUCGAAGUCAUCUUCUUCGGCGAAGGCGAGAACACGGGAACCGUGACGCUGAACAAGGAGGCUAGCGCAUCAGGAGAUGUGAAGGCCAAGCUCUAA
Lasiodiplodia theobromae is the source of this 1827-nucleotide messenger RNA. RefSeq names its product Pyruvate dehydrogenase phosphatase. The transcript has 3 exons. The coding region runs from base 1 to 1827 and encodes 608 amino acids. The record is from RefSeq and is a predicted model, not a curated record. Lineage: Eukaryota; Fungi; Ascomycota; Dothideomycetes; Botryosphaeriales; Botryosphaeriaceae. Gene Ontology annotation, biological process: protein dephosphorylation. Gene Ontology annotation, molecular function: protein serine/threonine phosphatase activity.